This is a messenger RNA of Conger conger (European conger), 3504 nucleotides long. RefSeq names its product family with sequence similarity 234 member A (gene fam234a). The transcript is spliced from 12 exons. NCBI's taxonomy places the organism in Eukaryota, Metazoa, Chordata, Actinopteri, Anguilliformes, Congridae. Bases 114 to 1778 code for a protein of 554 amino acids. The record is from RefSeq and is a predicted model, not a curated record.
CCAUAAUUCCCGGGACAGGUAGACGUCAUCUGUCUCAAACUUAACAGACGAAGUGGCACUGGAAGGGGGAGCGUAAACAAACGGCAUUCCUGGUGGUGUGAUGUACUGAGGAGAUGCCGGACCCCACGGACAGCACCACGGAGGCUCAGCCGCUGAACGAGGAGGAAGGGGGGGCGCAGGGGUUGCCCCACCCCAGCGGGAAGGAGGACGGCUGCAGGAAGGAGGACGGCUGGUGGGGCCGCCUGGGGCUUUCUCAUCUGUCCAACUGGCGGACCGCAUGCUUCUUCCUUUCCCUCUUCCUCUGCCUCAUUGUGGUGUUUGCCUUCUCCUUCAUCAUCCCCUGCCCUGUGCGGCCUGUCUACCUGCACAUGUGGAACCACACCUUGCCACAGGCAGCUACAUAUGACUUCCUGGCUGUCAAAGAUGCAAACAAGGACAAAGUAUUGGAUGUACUCUUUGUCAUCAAGGCUCCGGAAGGCAGUCUAAACAUAACAUGUGUCAAUCAAAGUCUCCCCACGCCCUGUGUGUUCAUGUCGGCGGUGGCAGGGACCAAUGGGGAGCCUCUGUGGGAGCGGCCCCUGGCCCCAGAGUUGCACUGGGUGCAGUGUGGCCUGAGCCUGGGCCUGGGCGAGGAGGGCAAGGGCUGCCUGCUGUCACACAGCAACCAGCUGACCGCCGUCAGCCACCACAGCGGAGAGAUUUUUUGGCAGAGGGCACACCCCCCCACUUACAGCAGUCAGCUGCCUGUACUGACAGUACCGGACCUGGACAAGGAUGGCGUCGAUGAUCUGGUUCUAAUCGGACCGGGACCAGCACAGGCAGUGCUGACGAUUCUGUCCGGGAAGACCGGGGAUGGGAUUGGAAAAGAAGUGGGUCUGGAGUCUGAGGUGCUCACGCACCUCCUGCACACCACAGCUAAAGGCUCCCCCUACAUCCUGCUUCACAAAGACUCUGGGCUGUACGGUGUGGCUCUGCAGAAGAUAGCAGCCCAGGCCAAACCUGGCUGCGAGAAGAAUCUGAAGAAGGACGAGGAAUGGGAGAAGAAGACCAGCUCCGACACGGGCCAAGUGCUGCUGUACAAGUCUGACUCAGUGCAGUAUGUGUUGAGCAUAGCCCAGAAGCGCAAGACCUCCAACCUGCUGGUGGUGACCGAGGACAGCGUAGAGGUCUUAAACGGAGACAGCCUGAAGUCUCUGUGGAGGACCAACGCCAGCCGGCUCCUGAGUGAGCCUUCCCUUGGGCACUUCAACAAGGACGGCAUCCCUGACGUGGUGAUAGAGGAGAACAUUGGUGACGGUACCAAACAAGUGGUCAUACUGGAUGGGAGCACAGGAGGAGUGCUGUGGGAAGUGAAUAUGCUGUUGAGACCCAACUCACCCCAGCCGUCCGCGGUCAACACCCUCAACUCGUACUCAAUCUUUGUUCUAUGGGGAGAGAUGCCUUCUCAGACCAACUCCUCAAGCCCUGCAAGUAAGGGACAUUUCUCUUACAUGCUCAACCCAGAAUUCUCCAAUGUGCUUCUCGAGAAGAGCAACAGCAUCGACCAAAUCAUAGCAUUCAAGGCCACCCUGCUGGAGAGGGGCCGUCACGCCUGCUACAUCACGCUGACGGGCCCGGCGGACCAGGAGCGUCUGGGGACGGUGAUGAUCAGCAAGCGCAAGCUGAAGGAGGAAGUCCCAGAGAGCCGGGUCCUCAGGCUGGGAGUGAGCCCGGAAGGAGAGUCCGACGACGAGAUCAGAGCGGCCUACAACAAGCUGCGCUUCAGCAAGGACGUCUAAAGCAGAUCUGUUAUCUUAAUUCUGUCCCUUCACCCUCCCCCAAUACUGGCCUCUCACCCAUUCCCCUCCACCCCCUUUACCCAUUCCUCAAAACUCUACCCCCCAAUACUGCCCUCUCACCUAUUCCCCUCCACCCCCUUUACCCAUUCCUCAAAACACUACCCCCCAAUACUGCCCUCUCACCUAUUCCCCUCCACCCCCUUUACCCAUUCCUCAAAACUCUACCCCCCAAUACUGCCCUCUCACCGAUUCCCCUACACCCCCUUUACUUAUCCUUAUUCUGCCCCCUCACCUAUCCCCCAAUACUACCUGUUCACCCAUCCUUCCCAUCCACCCCCUUUACCCCUCCUGGCCCCUCAUUUACCCCCCCAAUACUGCCUUUUCCCCCAUCCCCAGUGCAGCCUCCUUACCUGUCCUACAGAGGGGGCUGUCAGACUCAGCUGCUCUGAUUCUUUUCAUGAGGAUUGUUGCAUCAUGUUAUGGCAGCAAAAAGCACAAUGAAGCUGCCUUCUACUGUAAAUCCAAUUAUUUAUGCUGAAUGAUGUGCACAAUCGAAACUUCCUUCCUGCUCAGGCUCAGCCAACUGCUAAGUGCCUGUGUGUGUCCUUCCCUGCACUUAUCCCUCACUGGCCAAAUGGCCAUAAAAUGCCUAGGAAAACCAAAGUCCAAGUCUGAGCUAUUUUAUCUGUCUGUGUGAGUGUGUCUCUGGGCAGUGGGUAGUUAUUCUGCUCAAAUGUUAUUCAGUUAUUUCUUGACUGAAGUGCUUUAUUUGAUUAUAAUUAAUCAAGAUGCUCUUUCCCUGUCCUGUCGGAUGACAGCUGUGAUGCAUCAUCAGAAAGAAGCAUUAAUGGACAUUAAGGAAUAUAUGAAAUCUGUUUGAAAUACUCUGAGACUUAUACAAUCCCAAGGUCCUACAUUUUCUGUGUGGGACUGAUAUGGCUUUAUGCUUCCACAACAUAUACAUUACAGGAGUUCCUGGUGAGUGCCUUUUCUCUCUCUGCUAAUGAAGGCAACAAUGACACCAAAUGCAUACAAGGCACAUUCAUCUAUGUCCUAGAACUAUGCAAAUGAUCAUUUGAAAAGCUUUUGAAUGUGCUUGAUGAUGCAAAUGAGUACUGGGUAUAUUCCCAUGUAAAACCUAAAUUAAAUAAAAAAAUAAAUAUUUAUAUAUACUGUAUAGAUAUACUGUAUAUCAGAAAAUUAUUAGCAAAGGAAAUUGUGGUGUUCUUCCAUGCUAAAAUUAAACUUGAGGGAUUUGUGUUCUGUUUAUGAGCAAGACGGGGAACAUAUGCAUGGGACAUCUGUCCUUUGUGUGCACUUCGGCUCUUGACACAUUUAUGGUGAUAACCUUCACCCCUUGAAGUGAAGCAAUCUGACCUGUUAUUGUAAGUGAAAGUUUUUUGCCCUCCACUGUGGAAAAUGGCUUCUAAAAUGUUCUUGUAUGUGCCAUACAAACUGGGGGUAAAAACCAUGAAUUCCAAUGGGCUCAGACAAGUUAUGUUUAAUAAUCCACACACUUGUAUAUCCUUUAAGGAGAGACUUUGUUGAGGAACUGUUUGGUUGAACUAGUAUGGGUUUGGUAGAUUAUGUUUAUUUUAAAAUUGGGCCUGUAGAACAGGCAUCCUGGGGAUACGGCUUUCUUUUUGUCUGAAGUUGUGGGGUGUUUAUAUUUUGAGUGCUGCAAUAUGUUGGAUUAUGUGUUAAUAAACACAUAUUUUAGUUCAAA